Molecule: messenger RNA, 1571 nt
Organism: Erpetoichthys calabaricus (reedfish)
Lineage: Eukaryota; Metazoa; Chordata; Cladistia; Polypteriformes; Polypteridae
Gene: tcp1
Product: t-complex 1
Exons: 11
Coding region: 84-1550 (488 amino acids)
Biological process (GO): protein folding
Cellular component (GO): chaperonin-containing T-complex
Molecular function (GO): ATP-dependent protein folding chaperone; ATP binding; ATP hydrolysis activity
Source: RefSeq, a predicted model, not a curated record
GUUUCUAAGAGUCCCCACAAUCCUUUGCAGGGGCAGACCGUUACCCAGGGAGCACCGCGGAGUCAGCCUUCUGACUGGCCAAGAUGGCGUUGAUGGAGGGUCCGCUCAGCGUGCUUGGUCAGAGGACCAGCGGCGAUUCUGUUCGCACGCAAAAUGUUAUGGCUGCAGCAUCAAUUGCCAAUAUUGUGAAAAGCUCUCUUGGUCCGGUUGGCCUGGAUAAGAUGUUGGUGGAUGAUAUUGGUGAUGUGACCAUUACGAAUGAUGGAGCGACUAUUUUGAAGCUUCUGGAGGUGGAGCACCCUGCUGCUAAAGUUCUUUGUGAACUGGCUGAUUUGCAGGAUAAGGAAGUAGGCGAUGGAACAACAUCUGUGGUUAUCAUUGCUGCUGAGCUGUUGAAAAGUGCUGAUGAACUUGUGAAACAGAAAAUUCACCCAACAUCUAUAAUCAGUGGCUAUCGCCUAGCUUGCAAGGAGGCAGUGCGAUACAUUAAUGAGAACUUGACAAUUAACACUGAUGAACUAGGAAAAGACUGUCUUAUCAAUGCAGCAAAAACAGCAAUGUCUUCCAAAAUCAUUGGAAUUGAUGCAGAUUUUUUUGCCAACAUGGUGGUAGAUGCUUCCCUUGCUGUCAAGUUUUCAGAUUCAAAGGGGCAAGCUCGCUAUCCAAUCAACUCCAUCAAUGUGCUAAAAGCUCACGGUCGCAGUCAGAAAGAGAGCAUCCUUGUAAAUGGAUAUGCCCUGAACUGUCGUGUGGGCUCUCAAGGAAUGUUAAAGAGAAUCAGCAAUGCAAAGAUUGCCUGCUUAGAUUUUAGUCUGCAGAAAACAAAAAUGAAACUUGGUGUUCAAGUUGUUAUCAGUGACCCUGAGAAGCUGGACCAAAUAAGACAAAGGGAGUCUGAUAUUACUAAAGAAAGGAUUCAAAAAAUUCUUGCCACAGGCGCUAAUGUUGUUUUAACAACUGGUGGCAUUGAUGACAUGUGCCUGAAGUACUUUGUUGAUGCGGGUGCCAUGGCAGUGCGCAGGGUUCUGAAAAGGGAUUUGAAGCGCAUUGCUAAGGCCACUGGAGCUACUAUUUGUUCCACACUCUGUAACCUAGAAGGGGAGGAAAGUUUUGAAGUUGCCAUGGUGGGACAGGCUGAAGAAGUGGUACAAGAAAGAAUAUGCGACGAUGAACUUAUCCUCAUUAAGAAUACUAAAGCUCGGACAUCAGCCUCCAUCAUCCUCAGAGGCGCAAAUGACUUCAUGUGUGACGAAAUGGAGCGAUCCCUUCAUGAUGCCCUCUGCGUAGUGAAGAGAGUCCUGGAGUCCAAGUCCUUGGUCCCUGGCGGUGGUGCAGUGGAGGCUGCCUUGUCGAUUUACCUUGAGAACUAUGCAACCAGCAUGGGUUCUCGGGAGCAACUGGCCAUAGCCGAGUUUGCUCGGUCUCUCCUGGUAAUUCCCAAGACCCUGGCAGUGAAUGCUGCACAAGACUCUACUGACCUGGUUGCUAAAUUGCGUGCCUUUCACAAUGAGGCACAAGUGAACCCAGAACGAAAAAAUCUCAAGUGGUAAGUUGUGACACUUUCUGUACAG